Pyrenophora tritici-repentis Pt-1C-BFP is the source of this 642-nucleotide messenger RNA. The record is from RefSeq and is a predicted model, not a curated record. NCBI's taxonomy places the organism in Eukaryota, Fungi, Ascomycota, Dothideomycetes, Pleosporales, Pleosporaceae.
AUGGCUAACGAAGUCGACAGUCCCGCAAUCGGCACAUUGGAGGACUUUAGGACAACAAAAAUAGUCCCGCUUCCAACCGCAUGCCCCGGCGAAAUAUGCUGUAUCUGUCAAGAAACAUAUGACAAAUCACACCAAGCAGUCACUGUGCUCGUAAACAACUGUUACCAUCGCUUUGGCCAAGAGUGCCUCGAAAGAUACCUCAACAGUGGGAGUCGACAGAACAACACAUGCCCGCAAUGCAAACGAGCAUGGUAUACGCGAGUGACUGCCUCUACCAACACAUCUUCAACAGCAAACCUGCCACCAGUUCAGGCGCAACCAGAACCACGACCGACGACACACGAAACACGGUCAACGGUGUGGCAAGAGGAGGAUUUGUACCACAGAAUGGCAAACGGCCACCUUGCACAAGCUCUAGAGCAUCUAGAUAUGGUCGAAGACAUCAUCUCUAAUAGACGCACGACUACUAGAGACAUUCUUCCAGUACUCAAAAUAGUGGAGCGUCGUGCCAAGGAAAUCCACGACGAGCUUCAGCAUGGUGAUGAUGUAUCUCGUCAUGUGGCACGUCUACAUAAUGACCGAGCUAUUCGAGCCUCCAUGGAUAUUGGAGUUUCGCUGAAUGGGGCUUUUAUGAGCCGAUAA